Molecule: messenger RNA, 612 nt
Organism: Truncatella angustata
Lineage: Eukaryota; Fungi; Ascomycota; Sordariomycetes; Amphisphaeriales; Sporocadaceae
Product: emp24/gp25L/p24 family/GOLD
Exons: 3
Coding region: 1-612 (203 amino acids)
Biological process (GO): Golgi organization; intracellular protein transport; endoplasmic reticulum to Golgi vesicle-mediated transport
Cellular component (GO): COPII-coated ER to Golgi transport vesicle; endoplasmic reticulum-Golgi intermediate compartment; Golgi apparatus
Source: RefSeq, a predicted model, not a curated record
AUGCAGUUUCUUUCGUCGGCAGCACUGCUGCUGUCUGCCGCCCUAUUCCAAGCUGUCCUCGGUCACAAUAUUCAGCUUCCUGCUCAUGGCCGCGAGUGUUUUCACGAGCAGCUCCGUCCCGAUGAUACCAUGACGGUCACUUUCCAGGUUGGCGACAGGGAGUUCGGCAGUGCUGGAAACUUGGACGUCGACUUCUGGAUCACGGCGCCCAACGGCCAGUACGAGACCUUCCAGAAGAGUGUGUCUAAUGGCGAUUACUCCUUCGACGCCAAACACGACGGCAAGUACACCUACUGCUUCGGCAACGAGCACUGGGGCGCGAACAGCAAGGAGGUUUCCUUCAAUGUCCACGGUAUUGUCUACGUUGCUGAGCACGAGGCGGACAAAGACCCCCUCGAGACUGAAGUCCGCCAUCUUUCCGAUCUCCUCCAAGCUGUCAAGGACGAGCAGUCCUACAUUGUACUCCGCGAGCGCACCCACCGAAACACUGCCGAGAGCACCAACAGCCGAGUUAAAUGGUGGAACCUCUUCAUUGUCGGUGUCGUCAUUGGCGAAUCUGUUUUCCAGGUCUGGUGGUUAAAGAGAUUCUUUGAGGUCAAGCGUGUUGUCUAA